AUGACCCUGCUCAAGUACGCUACGCCACAGAACCUCGAGAAGCUCGGUCCGCUUCUGCAGUGGAAGCUUCUCGCCGUGGCCGCGAUCCCGCUUCUUGUGAUCUUCUAUCUUCAACGGUCCAAGGCCCCUACCCUCGACAUCAAGCAAUUCUCGCACUUCCCCCAGCCGGAAGAGGCGGAUCCGCAAAGAGGACACUGGCCAUGGAUCGAGAAAUCCGCGGGUCUCGGUGAUCCUCGCAGGGCUUUUGACCAAUCUCGCACUUGCACAGAUGAAAUCCUCUACGAACAGGCACAGAAGCUCGGUUUCCCGCCCGUCCUCCUAGUCGACUGGCGCCCGAUCGAGAAGUUCCUGAUUCUCUUCAUUCUGGACAACGAGGUCGCCGAGCAGGUUACCAAACCCUCGAAGCAAUACAGCACCAGCGUACCGAAGCACCCCGCCAUACAGCAUCUGGCUCCUCUGGUCGGCGCGCGUUCUCUUGUUACGACGGAUGGAGAGGAAUGGAAGGGCUUACGCAAGAGAAUCUUGCCUGGCUUCCAACCACAACAUCUCCUUAGUCUGGUGAAGGUCAUUGUGGAAAAGUCGCAGACCUUCAUUGAGCUUAUGGAGCAGAAGGCCGCCACUGGUGAGGAGUUCUGCUUGGAAGGGUACACCACGAAUCUGGCUUUCGACGUCAUUGGUAUCGUCACAUUUGACAUGGACCUUAACGCGCAGAUUGAUGGCAAGCAGAGUGAUGUGCUGUUGACGUACAGCGCGUUGUCGCAGGCCUUCAACAAGCGGGUGCCCGGAAAACACUGGUUGUGGACCUACUUCACCGAGAACGAGCGAACAAUCAGGCGCCUUGACAAGAGACUCGACGGCAUUCUGAAGGAAGAGAUCGUCAAGCAGCACAAGAAGCUGGUCGCCGGCGACGCCACGGCAUCCCGAAGUGUGGCGACGCUGAGUCUGCACGGCAUCGAUGUCCUGACUCCCGAGAUUCUUCAGCAGACCAGCGAUACUUUACGGGGUUUCCUCUUUGCCGGCCAUGACACAACGAGUAUCCUGUUGCAAUGGUGUUUCUACGAGCUUCAUAGGCGCCCCUCUUCGGCGCAAGCUCUGAAGGACGAGCUUGACGAGGUUUUCGGCGCGGACACGAGUCCGAAGUCUGUCAUUGAGCAGCUCUUGAGCCCUGAAGCCGGAAAGCUGUUGAGCCGUCUGCCCUAUACCGACGCAGUUAUCAAAGAGGCUCUCAGACUUCACCCGCCCGGCACGACAGCCAGAGUCGCCCCCAAAGGAUCCAACACCACUCUGACUUUGCCAAACGGGCAACAGCUCGUCGUCGACGAUCUGUGUGUAACACCGCGGGCUUACAUCAUCCAACGUCAUCCCAAGCUCUUUGGCGAGACCAAGGAUGACUUCAUCCCCGAACGGUGGCUCGGAGAAGAGGGGGCUAAGAUCCCGGACAGCGCGUUCAGGCCAUACGAGAGAGGCCCGAGACGCUGUACUGGGUCGGAGCUUGCGAACCUUGAGGUUCGCAUCGUCCUGGCCUGUGUCGCGAGGCACUUUGAAUUCGUCAAGGUCGGCCAGGGCGAGCUGGAGCUGGACGAGAAGGAACAGCCUGUGCUCGACGACAAGGGUUUCUACAAGACCAAGUCAACGAUGUUUUCCACUCACCUUGUCACCGCGAAACCCGUCGACGGGAUGAAGGUGAAGGUUCGCAUCAAUGGUCAGACGCAGUAA
Molecule: messenger RNA, 1716 nt
Organism: Colletotrichum higginsianum IMI 349063
Lineage: Eukaryota; Fungi; Ascomycota; Sordariomycetes; Glomerellales; Glomerellaceae
Product: Cytochrome P450 52A11
Exons: 6
Coding region: 1-1716 (571 amino acids)
Molecular function (GO): iron ion binding; oxidoreductase activity, acting on paired donors, with incorporation or reduction of molecular oxygen; monooxygenase activity
Source: RefSeq, a predicted model, not a curated record